AUGCUUUCGACGUGUUAUUCCAACUGGAAUCAACGGAAAGUUGCUGAAAAGACAACGAAAAGAGGACGAGCUGUCCUUGUGGUCGAAUUCAAAGAAGUCUCCCAGCAUUUUACACAAAACGCAACGGUGGUUUAUUCAACCUUUGUCAAUGUUCAGCGUUCUGGGUAUCCACCCCAUAGCCGGUGUCCACGUUGCCUCCGUGAGCGUCGUCAGCGGCCCGUUCUCGUCGUUGACCACGCCCUCCUGCACGAACCCCACCCGGAUACGUGCGCUGUCGCCAGCAACCCCGUCAGACAGCGCAUAGAGCACGGUGCUGCCCUGCUUGACGACCGCAUGCAGCUUCGUGAGGCAGUCCUGGCACGAAACCCCGCCGCGCCACCGGUGCCGAUGAAGAACAGGCGGAUCUGGGGAGUUGCGGAGCUCACAGACACGGCGGCGAUGACCGUAUUGGGGAGGACCUCAGAGGCGGGAACGCGGACCGUCUGGGCCGACAAGAGCCCGCCGAAUGCAAGGGGCCCGCUGACGGAGUACUCCUCGAUGCUGUUGUCCACAUUUUGGAACCACAAACGGGUGUCGUCGCCCGCGCCGGUUGCCUGA
Molecule: messenger RNA, 597 nt
Organism: Mycena indigotica
Lineage: Eukaryota; Fungi; Basidiomycota; Agaricomycetes; Agaricales; Mycenaceae
Exons: 6
Coding region: 1-597 (198 amino acids)
Source: RefSeq, a predicted model, not a curated record